Molecule: messenger RNA, 505 nt
Organism: Pneumocystis carinii B80
Lineage: Eukaryota; Fungi; Ascomycota; Pneumocystomycetes; Pneumocystales; Pneumocystaceae
Exons: 4
Coding region: 85-459 (124 amino acids)
Biological process (GO): protein import into mitochondrial matrix
Cellular component (GO): TIM23 mitochondrial import inner membrane translocase complex
Source: RefSeq, a predicted model, not a curated record
GUUUAAAUAAUUUUUAAGAUUUUACCACGAAAUGUGUUUUUAUGUUAACCCGUAAUGUUAAAGUUGUUAAAAAAUUAAUAAGAAAUGGCACAUCACUUAAUAGCACAAAUUAUUAUUGUUGGAACGCAAGUUCUUGGACGAGCAUUUGUUCAAGCUUAUAAACAAGCGGCAUUAAAUGCAACAUUAAGACAUGAAAAAAAGGAUUAUAUGUCAUCAGAAGAAGAUCCUAGUUUUUCAAUGAGAAAUUUAUCAGGAAAAAUGGGUAUUACGGCUAACGAAGCAUGUCAAAUAUUAAAUAUAAAAAAAUUGCCAAUAGAGCUUUCAGAUGUAAUAGAGAGAUAUGAAUAUUUACAUAAAAUAAAUGACCCGAAAAAUGGAGGAAGUUUAUAUCUUCAAAGUAAAAUUUUUUGGGCUAAAGAACGGUUAAAAGGGGAUAUUUCUGGAUCAAAAGGGGACUAAAUUAAAAAUUAUUAUUAAAUAUGCAUUUUAGUAUACAAAAUAGGGG